This is a messenger RNA of Cyprinus carpio (common carp), 1240 nucleotides long. Its product is annotated as peptidase inhibitor 16-like. The record is from RefSeq and is a predicted model, not a curated record. Lineage: Eukaryota; Metazoa; Chordata; Actinopteri; Cypriniformes; Cyprinidae.
AAUCAAACAUCUGUUAUCUCAGGCAUUCCUCAAGAAAAACUGUUCUGACAUGCUGCGUGACCAAAACAGUCAUAUCUCAAAUCUUUGGAGUUUUAUAGCGCUCCUUGUUGGACUUGACUCAGAUGGUUGGAAAUGAGUCAUGUGAAGCUUUCUGAGGAGCCCAGAGAGAGACACUUUUACUUGCUCUGAAGACAUUAAGGACAGCGAGUGACGGACCUGAGAGCAGCCAGAGAAGAGGUUUCAUCUGACCACCGACGGCUUGUUUAGGCUCCUCAGGGACAAGAGGCAGCAUGCAUUGGAACGUGGCCCUCCGGAGCGCCGGGCUCUGGGUCAUUCUGAGUUUAGCUGCCGGUCACCUGACCGAGCAGGAGAAAUCAACUAUUGUGGACAUGCACAAUGAGCUUCGCUCUAAGGUUUAUCCCAGCGCUGCCAGCAUGCAGAAAGUGGUGUGGGACGAGACACUGCGUCUGGUGGCAGAAGCACAUGCGGCAAAAUGCAUCUUGGAGAGCAACCCUCAACGAGAGAAAUGCAGAAUGGGUGAAAAUAUCUUUACAGACGCUAAUCCAUUUAAUGCAACCAAAGCAAUGCAGGUUUGGUUUGGAGAGGGUGAGGAUUAUGAAUUUGAAACCAAUAAUUGUCAUGAAGACAAAAUUUGUAACCAUUACAUUCAGGCGGUCUGGGCAGGCAGCAAUAAAAUUGGCUGUGCUGCGUAUUUCUGUGACAAAAUUGAGAAUCUGAAUUCUGAGAAGGCCACUCUUUUCGUGUGUAAUUACUACCCUGUCUCUUCAGAAGAUUUUAAGAAUAAAAAACCAUACGAGUCUGGAGUGCCAUGCUCAGGGUGUCCAGAAACUCUACCAGUGUGUGAGGACAACAUGUGCGUGGCAAAGGACAACAAAGAUCUGACUGUGUUACCUGAGUGUCCACGAAUGACGACGGAGCCCGCUGUUGUUCCCACAGAGCCCACACAAGUGCACGUUAUUAUUGAGACCGGCAAGGAAAGUGAACCAGACCAUGGAUCCAAGAUGGACAGCGUCUCGGCUCCUCUGGUGAUGCUUGUCUGGCUGCUGGCGGCUCUUGUUUUGUGAGGGUUUGGAGUGAAUGAGAUCCGUCAUAAUCUGAUGGGACACAAACAAAACAUUUCUUUAAAGGGGUCAUCAGAUGCCACUUUUCCACAAGUUGAUAUGAUUGUUUAGGGUCUUAAUGAAAAGCCUGUAACAUAGUUUGGUUAAUUUUUAUUUAU